This is a messenger RNA of Trichomonas vaginalis G3, 1293 nucleotides long. RefSeq names its product guanine deaminase family. The record is from RefSeq and is a predicted model, not a curated record. Gene Ontology annotation, molecular function: guanine deaminase activity; zinc ion binding. Gene Ontology annotation, cellular component: cytosol. The coding region runs from base 1 to 1293 and encodes 430 amino acids. Gene Ontology annotation, biological process: guanine catabolic process. Lineage: Eukaryota; Parabasalia; Trichomonadida; Trichomonadidae. The transcript has a single exon.
AUGAGUCAACUCUUCCACGGAACAUUCGUUCACACUGUUGAUGGCAAGCUCGAAAUCCUCGAAAACACAUACAUGCAUGUAAAAGAUGGCAAGAUCGAAUAUAUCGGAAAGGAUAAACCAGCUUUCGAAGGCGAAAUCCAAGAAUUUGGAGAGAACAAGCUUAUCAUGCCAGGCCUUAUUGAUUGCCACAUUCAUGCUCCACAGUAUGUCUUCGCAGGAUGCGGAUUUGACCUUCCACUUCUUGAGUGGUUAAAUACAUACACAUUCCCAGCUGAAUCCAAGUUCAAAGAGGUAGAUUAUGCUAAGAGAAUCUACAAGGCUGUCGUUGAUCGCACUCUUUCUAGCGGAACAACAACAGCUUGCUAUUUCGCAACUAUUCAUACCCCAGCUUCUCACUUCCUUGCUGAGGAAUGCAAAAAGCGCGGACAGCGUGCCUUCAUCGGAAAGGUUUCGAUGGAUCGCAAUUCACCAGAUUUCUACAUCGAAACAACAGAAGAUGCUAUUUCAAAGGCCAAGGAGUUCGUUGACUCUUUCAAGGACCCAGAGAGCAUUGUUCAGCCAAUUGUUACACCACGCUUCGUUCCAACAUGCACACCAGCCCUUAUGAAAGGACUUCAUGAGAUCAUUGAGAAGCAUCCACAUUGCUUGAUCCAAUCCCAUGUUUCCGAGAACCUCGGUGAAAUCGCUUGGGUUAAGGAAUUACAUCCAGAGUGCCCUAACUACACAUCCGUCUACGAAGAAUUCGGACUUCUCAACCAGCAUACAAUUCUUGCUCACGGUGUUCACCUUACAGACGAGGAGCUUAAGCUUCUUGCCAAGACAGGUGGUGCUAUUGCCCAUUGCCCAUCUUCCAAUUUCAUGCUUUACUCCGGCAUCUGCGAUGUUCGUCGCCUUCUUGAUGCUGGCGUCAAGGUCGGCCUUGGUACAGAUGUCGCUGGUGGCCCAUCCCCAUCAAUGAUCCAUGCUAUGCAGAACGCUCUUAUCUGCUCACGCGCAAACCUCUUCCAGCACCGCAAAGACGGCCAGGAAUACAAGCUACUCGAAACAGCAGACGUUUUCUAUCUCGCUACAGAAGGUGGUGCAAACGCACUUUCUAUCGGUGAUAAGGUCGGAAACUUCAAGGUCGGAAAGGAAUUCGAUGCUAUUGUCGCUGACAUGAAUACAGGCCUUUGCGAUUGCUUCACAAAGGAGAAGACAACAGAUCUUCUUGAUAAGUUCGUUCAGCGCGCUGAUGACAGAAACAUUAUCCGUGUUUAUGUCCGCGGCAACCUUGUCAAGAGUACAGCCAAGUAA